Molecule: messenger RNA, 414 nt
Organism: Paramuricea clavata
Lineage: Eukaryota; Metazoa; Cnidaria; Anthozoa; Malacalcyonacea; Plexauridae
Source: the annotation of a GenBank genome assembly
AUGACAUCCGUCGUAGCCGGAGGACUCUUUAAUGCCGUAGCAUUUGCCGGAGCAAGAUUUCUUUUCUCAAAAUUAAAUGGACAAGGAUACAAAGAAGAAGUGAAAAGACAUAACCAAGCAUUGGAUAAACUUGCGAAAGCAAAGGAAAAAUUCUAUGAAUCCGAAGUGAAGCGUAGGAACGACGAAACUCGACGUCGGCCUGAAAUCCUGGAUGCUAACAAGGACAUUGAGGACACAAACAGGGCGCUGGAAGAUUUAAGGGAUUUUACGAGACUUAUGGAUGACUCGGCAUUCCAGCGCAGGCCGAAAUUGGAAGAUUAUUAUCAACCGUCGGACGAAAUGAAAAGGUAUGCUAUGAUGACGAUGGGUAUUUUAGGAGUUGGUGGUGCCUACGGAUUGACACGAAUAUUUUAA